UGUGUAUAUGUUCUUUAUGUUCGAUUUUUUGUAUCAUAUGUUUGCAAUUGUUAAAUAAAGUGGGGUUGGAAGUAAACUUUCAUUAAACCAAACAGAAGAAGAAGAAAUGGUUUGUAGUCCGUUGUAGUCCUGUACAGGAUUCCGCGGUCCUGAGCCUUAACUUUUAUUUUUUUCUUUCGUUUUUUUCAGCAUCAAAGUAAAGGUUUUCAAUAUUAUAGAUAAUAUCACCAUUAUAAACAUUUCAAGACGUUAUUUUGUUAUUAACACACAAAUACAUGCUCUGACCGUAAAGUGAUUUAGAGAAAGUGUCGUGAAAUUUGCGCAUGCGCAGAGUCAUCGGGUAGCCGGCAACACCGCGGUCAGACUGUGGAUCUGUUUCGUGGAUGAGAAUCUCGUCUGCGUGAACGUUCAAGAUUCCAACUCAAACGAAAGGAAAGCGAAACGACUGUCAGCUGCUGCGUUUGACGCUGUGACGUAACAGUUACAGUCGUUCAUUGACACACGCCAGACUUUGAUCUCUGGAGGCCUACAUGCAAUACCAACUUUUGACGUUGAAACCAUGGAGUCUUCUUCAGCACCAGAAAGGAUGGUGCAGAGACUCCUGUCCAUGGCUGGUCUUCACAGUCUGGGCAGCAGCAUGUGGAGCUACAUGAGCCGGACCAUAGGGUGGUUUUGGAUCCCUGGCUGGCUGCCCUCAUGGUGCCCGACCUCCCACAAGCUGCUGCAGGCUGCAGAGGACAAGAUGCUGCGAUGUGUAAACACAACUCUGACAAAACGAUUCAUCUGCAUCUCCAAUGGCAACCAGCUGUGGACCCUGAGUCUAGUCAGUGAUGCUGUUAAGGAUAAAACACCCAUGGUUCUGCUACAUGGCUUUGGAGGUGGAGUGGGACUUUGGGCUCAGAACUUAGACGCUCUGUCAGCGUGUCGGCCAGUUUUUGCUUUGGACUUGCUGGGCUUUGGCCAGAGCAACAGACCUGAGUUCUCCACACAACCUGAAGCUGCAGAGGACCAGUUUGUGGAAUCAAUUGAGCAAUGGAGGGACAAAAUGGGUCUGGAGAGCAUGAUACUGCUUGGGCACAACCUGGGAGGAUACCUGGCCGUGUCGUAUUCUAUCAAGCAUCCGGGCAGGGUCAAACACAUUAUUCUGUUGGAGCCCUGGGGUUUCCCUGAGAGUCAGGCCUCUCCGAAGAUCGACCGGCCCAUCCCAGUAUGGAUAAAAGCCCUCAGCGCCAUGUUCCGUCCCUUUAACCCCCUGGCCGGCCUGCGACUGAUGGGACCACUUGGUCCCAUUUUGGUCCAGACCCUGAGGCCAGACUUCAAGAGGAAGUUUUCUUCAAUGUUCAAAGACAAUACGGUGCCAGAGUACAUUUACCACCUCAACGUGCAGUUCCCCAGUGGAGAAACAGCUUUUAAGAACAUGACUGAUCUGCAUGGCUGGGCUAAGAGGCCCAUGCUUCAAAGAAUGGACCAGCUGCAGCCACACAUCUCUAUCACAAUAAUCUAUGGCUCGCGCUCAAGCAUUGACAGCGUCUCAGCCACCAGCAUCCGAGAGAGGAGGCCUCACUCUAAUGUCCACAUGAUUAGUAUCCGUGGAGCUGGGCACUACGUUUUUGCUGAUCAGCCAGAGGACUUCAACAACACAGUUUUGCAAGUGUGUGAAAAAGUGGACUGAGAGCAGAAACCAACUGGAAUACAACUUCAUGGCUUUACUUCAUCAGCUGUUAGCCCUUUGACAUCUUUCACCGGUGACGCUUAAACACAAAAUUCUUUAACAUACUGUAACUUUUCAACCGUUAACACGAUAAUUCCAGCAGAUUCUGAAGGAGAAAAGUGGCGAGAGCUGCUGGAAUUAUUGUGUUAACAAUUAAGAAAUUGCAGUAAAUCAAAGAACAUAAACACUGGAGCUUCGGUGUUGAGCUUAAACACAUUUAUUUUGUGUUUUUUUUUAUUUAUCUCUUAAAACUAAACAAUUAUAUUACUAUUUUUCUACACUUUUAGAAGAAAAGGUUGUAAACUGUUUUUAUUUAUACCACGGUCCAGGUGAAUACUCGAUUCCGAUUGGCUGCAGGCUGUGGAUUAAAAAGUGAUGAUUAACAGUGAUAAUGCUCAACUAAGAAAGAAGUUCUGGUCACAUGGCCCAAAGGUUCUGUAUCAGUGGUCCCCAACCUUUCUCAGGCCACGGAUUGGUUUAAAUUAUUUACAUAGACCGGUCUGAACGGGGCCAGAGGUCGCAUUUUUAAGAUUCUGGUUACUGAAAAUCUAUUUUCAAAAUAAAAUUCUACUACAAGAAAUUUUGUUUAAAAGAGUCAAAAAUUUCAGUAGAUAAUUUUCUUCAGAUGAUUAAGAUUCAAUGAAACAAAAUGAAGUUGUUUGUAGAAAUUGUUUGUGAUUUGAAAAAACUCCUUAAAGGAACCAUCACGUUGUUCUGUUUUUGCUCAGUGGCUUCUGAGGCUUUCUGAUCGGAGACUGAUCCCGCUCCAAAUCUCCCCUCCUACCUGAGCUGAAUAAAUCCUUUAAUCAUC
Oryzias melastigma (Indian medaka) is the source of this 2522-nucleotide messenger RNA. RefSeq names its product 1-acylglycerol-3-phosphate O-acyltransferase ABHD5. The record is from RefSeq and is a predicted model, not a curated record. NCBI's taxonomy places the organism in Eukaryota, Metazoa, Chordata, Actinopteri, Beloniformes, Adrianichthyidae. The coding region runs from base 560 to 1672 and encodes 370 amino acids. The transcript has 8 exons. Gene Ontology annotation, biological process: positive regulation of triglyceride catabolic process; negative regulation of triglyceride storage. Gene Ontology annotation, cellular component: lipid droplet.